This is a messenger RNA of Esox lucius (northern pike), 8860 nucleotides long. It is a transcript of the gene agap1, whose product is annotated as ArfGAP with GTPase domain, ankyrin repeat and PH domain 1. Lineage: Eukaryota; Metazoa; Chordata; Actinopteri; Esociformes; Esocidae. The record is from RefSeq and is a predicted model, not a curated record. Gene Ontology annotation, cellular component: nucleus. The transcript has 20 exons. Gene Ontology annotation, molecular function: GTPase activator activity; GTPase activity; protein binding. Bases 788 to 4621 code for a protein of 1277 amino acids.
UGUGGACGGAGAGGUGAAGUAAGAAAAAGGGAUAUGGGACCGUGGCAACAUUUCUUAGGAUAAUCGUGUGUGAGAAAGCGAUUGCAGAACGUUGGUUUGGGUUGUAAAAUACCCCAUUUCAUUCUCGAACGGACACACUUGGGUAUAAAACAAAGUACUAAAUCAAUGUUAGCGAGGCAAGCUGCCUUCGCUGCGGGAGAUGCGCGUGAGCACAAUGGGAGACAUCGCAAUAGGAGGAAUACAGUGUUGCAAUGACAUUGUUCUACAAUGAUGUGAAUACUGUCGUGGUGCACUUUUAAACAGUAAUAAACGGACUCUCUCCUGCUGGACACCGAUGUUCUAAUCCCGUGACAACAAUUAUCCUACUUUGGAGUCGAUCCUGGUUCGGGAUGGAACCGUGAGCAUUUUUGCACCAGCGAUGCAUUUUUAGAGGAAGCGAGAGAAGCCGGACAUGCGCUAAAUGAAGACGCUGUUCUUGUUUUGCUUUUUUGGUGGCUACAGUCAUUUGUUGCCUAUUUACAAAUCCACUGGGAUUUGAAAAUACAUUUUUUUCCGGCGUCGGUUUCUUGUGCCUCCCAUGCCUUUCGAUACGUAGCCUAAAUUGUUUUAUAUUUAAUAUGUAAUCAUUGUAUUAUAUUGCUAAUAUAAAGAAAGUGCUAUUACAAAUAACCACUUUUACUACACUAUAUCAAAGGAUGCUUAGACCUAAUUUGUCCAUUCAAUGUAAUGUCUAGCAGACUCAAAUAGCCUAUUCAGUAGACCGUAUUUCAAUUCAUGUCUCUAGAGAAUGUACCUUCUUGACGGUAAUUACGAAAGGAUGGAGCGGGGAACACCUCAAAGAAAAACCGUGUAUCGGAUCUCUCUCACCUUGGUUAAGAAGGAGAGCUUGGAAGAGGAGGAGGGUUGCAGUGGGAUCUCGGAACCGCGCCGUGUGGAGAACCCUAAAGUUGGCCCUUACCGUCGCGAGGGCUCCUCGGAGAUCCAGAGGAGUUGUCUUCUCGAGGAGCUGAAAGAAGUCGAGGACGAGAACGACGAGUUCCACUCUCACAACAGCUACAUGAGGAAUUUCAGGACAUUUAGCACCGGGCAGUUGGAACUUGGGAGGCUUAAAAUGAAAAAGAAAGCACAUCUUUUGCGUAAAGAUUUGAAGGAAAUCACCACAAGCCCCUCCACAGAGCAUGACAACAACAGUCUGGCCUUGGAGCAUCCCAUGUCACCACAGAGCCAGAAUACAUCUUCAGAGGUAAGUUGGACACAAGAUGGAACGGAAACGGACUCUACGCUUAAGGGGGAUAUUUGCUCUGAGACCGAAAAACCCUUAAGGACAACUGCUGCCAACAAAGACAAUGGGAUUGCUAAUACUAAGAAAAGACUUCUUAAAGCCAAAAGCACUGAGGAGAGGGUCAGUGAUGCUUCAACCAAUGGCGAAGAGGGGAAGGACAAGUCAGGCUUGUCCAAGAGCAACGGCAAAGCUUCCAUGGCACCUCCGGAGACCCCACCACUGAAGAGGCACCCCAGCCUGCUUCGCAGGAGCUUCAGCUUCCGACACUGGACGGGCGGCGAGCUGCUUCGCAUCCGGGCCCUCUCCAAAGACAAGCACCACAGCAGCUCCGGGUGCAUCGGGCGUGGUGACGGCACCACUGGGGCGACCGGCGACGACCAGGCGACCAAGACCCAUUUGACAGUCCUCCAGAACCCGGCAUACGAAGAGACUGGGACACCCAAGCGAAACACGCUCGAAGUGGGGGCCGUGCUCAACAAGACCGACUCCAUGACGGAGCUCAGCCGCUGGGAGCGUGCCAAGGGGAAGAACCGCACCCUGGACAACAGCGACCUGCUCACCCUCUCCACAAAGAGCGUGUCGGAGAAGGAGGGUUUCUUGCGCGGCGCCGGCUCCCGCGGCUCGGACCGUCGGCUCGUGCGGUUCUUCAGCGGGAUCUUCUCCAGGAGGGACGGGGGGGUGGUGUCCACGUCCACUCCUGUGGGGAGCCCCAUCACCAAUCGCUCCCUGAGGAAGGGGAAGAGGAGCAGUCCCAUGGCUUACUCCCAGUCCAGCUCAGAGAGUGUGAACGGAGGUGGUCUGCUGUCAGACGAUGCCUUCGUGAAUAGCCAAGAGUGGACCCUGAGUCGAUCGGUACCAGAACUGAAAGUGGGCAUUGUGGGUAACCUGGCCAGCGGGAAGUCGGCGCUGGUCCACCGGUACCUGACCGGGACAUACGUACAGGAGGAGUCUCCAGAAGCUGACGUGGAUGCAGGCGGGCGUUUUAAGAAGGAGAUCGUGGUGGACGGACAGAGCAACCUGCUGCUAAUCCGAGAUGAAGGGGGCCCCCCAGAGGCUCAGUUUGCGUUGUGGGUGGACGCUGUGAUCUUUGUGUUCAGUCUGGAGGACGAGAUCAGUUUCCAGACAGUGUACCACUACUACAGUCGCCUGGCUAAUUACCGCAACACUGCCGACGUACCUCUGGUUCUGGUGGGGACCCAAGAUGCCAUCAGCUCAGCCAAUCCCCGAGUGAUUGAUGACACCAGGGCGCGCAAACUGUCCAACGACCUGAAGCGCUGCACCUACUAUGAGACCUGUGCCACCUACGGGCUGAACGUGGAGCGGGUGUUCCAGGACGUCGCUCAGAAGAUCGUGGCGACCAGGAAGAAACAGCAGCUUUCCAUUGGUCCGUGCAAGUCCCUCCCCAACUCCCCUAGCCACACCUCUGUGUGCUCUGCUCAGGUGGCUGCAGCAGUGCACAUCAGCCAGCAGACCAGUAAUGGCGGCGGCAGCCUGAGUGACUACUCCUCGUCAGUCCCCUCCACCCCCAGCACCAGUCAGAAGGAGCUCCGCAUUGACGUCCCCCAGACCAACACCCCCACUCCCGUUCGCAAGCAGUCCAAACGCCGCUCCAAUCUCUUCACCUCUCGGAAGGCCAGCGAGCCAGACAAGGACAAGAAAGGACCGGAGGGCCGAGCGGACAGCAUUGGAAGCGGCCGUGCUAUCCCAAUUAAGCAGGGCAUGCUCCUGAAGAGAAGUGGCAAGACGCUGAACAAGGAGUGGAAGAAGAAGUACGUGACGCUCUGCGACAAUGGCCUGCUCACCUACCACCCGAGCCUGCACGAUUACAUGCAGAACAUCCACGGGAAGGAGAUCGACCUGCUGAGGACCACGGUGAAGGUCCCAGGGAAGAGGCCUCCCAGAGCGGUGUCUACCUGCGCUGCCGUCCCCAGCCCCAAGACCAACGGCCUGGCCAAAGACAUGAGCUGUCUGCAGCUGGGACCUGGUGGACCUGGUGGACCUGGUGUCGUGACCAGCAGUUCUUCUGCGUCUCAGAUGGCCAGUGGGAUCAGCUUGGUGUCUUUUAACAGUCGAGGUGACGGAAUGCACCAGAGGUCGUACUCCGUCUCCUCUGCCGACCAAUGGAGCGAGGCCACCGUCAUUGCCAACUCCGGAGUCAGCACAGACACGGGCCUGGGCGACUCCGUGUGCUCCAGUCCCUCCAUCUCCAGCACCACCAGCCCGAAGAUGGACCCGCCCCCGUCGCCGCAUGCCAACCGGAAGAAGCACCGGCGGAAGAAGAGCACGAGCAACUUCAAAGUCGACGGCCUCUCUGGUACUGCGGAAGCCAAUCGCAAAGCCUGGAAACUUAACCGUGUCGGUAGUCUGCGCAGCAUGUACAGCAGCAGUGUCAGCCACUCGGAAGAACAAGAGGAGAACUUUGAGUUGACCAUUGUGUCCCUGACCGGCCAGACGUGGCACUUUGAAGCCACCUCGUACGAGGAGCGAGACGCCUGGGUUCAGGCCAUCGAGAGCCAGAUCCUAGCCAGCUUGCAGUCCUGUGAGAGCAGCAAGGCAAAGUCGCGUCUGACCAGCCAGAGCGAGGCCAUCGCGUUGCAGAACGUCAGGAGUCUCAGGGGAAACUCUCGCUGUGUGGACUGUGAGGCCCAGAACCCCGACUGGGCCAGUCUUAAUCUGGGGGCUCUGAUCUGCAUCGAGUGCUCGGGAAUCCACCGGAAUUUGGGGACUCACCUGUCUCGGGUCCGCUCCCUAGACCUGGACGAGUGGCCCCUGGAGCUCCUCAAGGUCAUGUCCUCCAUCGGCAACGAGCUGGCCAACAGCGUGUGGGAGGGCAACGCACAGGGACGCCUGAAACCGGCGCCUGACGCCACCAGGGAGGAGCGCGAGCGCUGGAUCCGGGCCAAGUACGAGCAGCGGCUGUUCCUGGCGUCACUGGCCGGGGCUGAACUGUCCCUGGGCCAGCAGCUCCUGAGGGCCACAGCCGAGGAGGACCUUCGCGCUGUCAUCCUUCUACUGGCCCACGGCUCCCGGGAGCAGGUCAACGAGACGUGCGGCGAGGGCGACGGGCGCACCGCCCUGCACCUGGCCUGCCGCAAGGGCAACGUGGUCAUCACGCAGCUUCUCAUCUGGUACGGCGUGGACCUGAUGGCGAGGGAUGCCCACGGGAACAGUGCGCUGGCGUACGCGCGGCAGGCCAACAGCCAGGAGUGCGUAGACACGCUCCUUCAGUACGGCUGUCCGGACGACCGCUUCCCCCUCAUGGCCACGCCCAACCUGUCCCGACGCAACACCAACCGCAACAACAGCUGCAGCAGUGCGGGCAGCGCCGCGCUCAUAUAGACACUACACCUGCCCCCAGCACGGCCCUUUCAGGAAGCCUCCGGUACUGCAACUCGCAGACUAUCCACAGGCAAAACACACACAUGUACAUAUUUCACGCAAUGGAAACUGAAGAAGGAAAAACAAAAAAAGAACUGUGACAUUGUAUGCAUAUUACACGCGCUCAGACUAAUGAAAACAAUGAGUCAUUUUGACCAGUAAGAGACUUGGAAGAGAGCCUGAAUUGGGAAAAACGGCUGAACUCUUUUCUUUUUUGGGAACCACUACUCGGGCACUCUCACCUUCGACACCCAGUUGCCCCCCUACCACAGAAACACUCCACUGUGCCACUAAUCUCUGUCAGACAACACUAGUGCUCUGGUUGUAGUAGAACGGAUGACGUUUCAAUGGAACCCUGCUGCUCUCUACCCCCUUAUCUCCAUGACAAUAGUUUUUUUUUGGGAGAGCUUCAGUCCAACUGUUCAAUUCCUCACCAGACCUGCCCUUCCCCGUAGGCAUUAAGUGGCUUGUCUCCGCUUCCGGGUGGAGUUGGGUGACCCUCCGCCCCGCUGCUAGCUGCCUGGCUGCAUGCGGCCCUAAGCAUGAUGGGACAUGGGGAGGAAGCGCUUACAUCACAUGACAAGCGGUGACGCCUCUUCUACACCUGACUGCAAUUUGCUCCAAGCUUGAAGGGAAACAGUGCCCCGCGGUUUUGGAAAGAUGCUCUGUGUUUGAUGAGGCCCUCUGCAGCAUGUUGGAGGGGAGGUGCUGUUGGAGAAAGCUUGUUCUCCUGGCAUGAAACCCGUGGAGAACCGCUAUGAAAACGAUCAACAGAACUUUACGCUGAAGCUUACUGCCCAUCGCCUCUCCCUUUUUCUCGGUAUCUUCUUCCCACAACACUCCCAUCAAGUGUUUGCACCUCUUUCUUCUUCACUAAAUGAUGUGACUUCUCCCUAACCUCCUCAGUUUUUACCAAAUGUGGAAGAACAAAUAAUAUCCUCUGAAAGUAUACAUAUUUUAAGGACAAAAAAAAUCUAAACAAUGGGAUAUUUCUUAGAAAUGAAACAAAAAAAAGUGAUGGCAUGUCAUGAAUACUUUCUGCAGUUGUUCUUUUUUAAAAGAGGGUACUUCAUUAUGCCUGAAUUGUGUAUAUCAUAUUGUGCAUUUCUGGACCAUUAGAAUCAUUGUAGUAAAUGUUUAUCUGUCAAUUCCACGUUAUAGUCUUGCCCCCAACUCUUCCACUAGCCUCAUCGCGGUCGUUUGAUUAUUACUUUUGAAUCAUUCUGCAUAUCUCCACUUCAGAGCAGUCUACAAUAAGGGCAUUUAUUACCAGCCUCCAAUGUCAUGAAAUCAGUGACAGAAACAUGAUCUGGAUCUUCAUACCCACUGUGGGCUCGUCCGGCAUGGGAACUAAGGGGAACUUCUUUUUAGUAUGGUUUUUAUUCCUCUCUUGCAUUCUGCCUCUCCCCUCGGUUUUAUCGGGUCGGCAAAUCUACCUUAUCUGCCGUUUCAGCUGUAAACGUGUGGAUAAUGUAUUGUUGCUUGGUGACAGAGGAUGGAGGGACCCGUGACUAUCAUUACCUCAUUGAUUACUAAUGUGUGCUGCAUGUAUCAGGCAUCAGGUCCAUAGUUCCAUUACCUUCCAUUGAUCUGCCCAGGGUCCAGGAGAAGCCCAGCACUAUUUCUACUAGAUAGGCUCACUGUUGUCCAAUCUAUUUCAGGUCAUCAGAGAUGUUCGUCUGACAGUUCGGCCAGUUGACUCUCUGACUUUGGAGGAUAAUUAUCAUAUGAUGGAUCAAGUACAUUCACUUGAUUGGAUUGUUCUGAUUUGGAGAACAGUUCCCAAUUUGGCCCCAUAUCUUUGCCUGACCACCUAUAUCUAGGGUCUACUAGUUUUGAAAUACUAGUUAUUGUUACUAUUACAUAGAACCUACUAGUUAUUAGUUACUAGUUAGGUCCUGUAGUCAUUAGUUACUAGCUAGGACCCGCUGGUUGAGGCCUUCUAGUUAUCAACUAAUAUUUCCUGGUCAGGUUAACCAACGUUCUUGAUGAAUCAUUGGUCAGAAACAUCAAUGUCUUUCUGAGGUAUUCUGCAUGCGUGUUCUCCAUCCUCAGUCUCUCCCUGUACAGCCAUUUACUUUGUCUGUUGUUCCCCAACCAGUUAUACAGUCCCUACCUCUUUUAGUUCUUUGGCACCCUUUUCCCUUCGUAGUGCACUACUUUUAACCAGGGCCCUUACUACUCAUUAAAUUGAAGUGCACUGUUCAGAGAAUAGGGUGCCAUUUGAGACGUCUCCUUUCUGCUCAGCGAAUCUAUAUGAAGGGCUUCUCUGCUUUGGGAAUCCUACACUCUGUAAAUAGUGUUCUAUGUCCUUAUCUUUGCCACUGCUUUGCUUUCUAUCUCUAUUUUGGUGGGGAUGUCGUGGCGAUGUAUUUAAAGGGAGAAGGAAGGUAGCUCUGGACUCUGAGGAAAGUUUUUUUAUCUUUGGGGUUUCAGUGGAGACUUGCCGUUGUACAUAAGAUGUCGUUGGGUGAGGUCGGGGGUAGUUACUAAACGUCAUGGUGAUAUUUAGCAUCAGGGCUGUCAGGUCAGAACACUCCUCCCCUCUCUGUCCUCGUUGGCUCGUCUGCAGCUCGCUGUGCCUCUUUACCUUUAGUCUGUUUGCAUGUGCCUGUGUGUGUGUGUGUGUGUGUGUGUGUGUGUGCGCGUGUCCCCCAACCUGAUUUCAAAGAAUGAAAUGGUCCCUUAUUUAUGAUUGCUUUUGACAUGUAUGUUCCCUUGUGUGUCUGUGCGCGUAAACACCUGUUUUAAGGAGUGGCUUUUGACUGACCUGUACAGGUAUCUAAGCAAUAUGGAGGACAGGUGUUGAUGUCCAUGCUAACCUCUCAACAGUGUUGUUCCUGUCCAGCACGCACCCUGCAAUACCCGAGUAAGCUUUAUAAAAACCCAUUCAUCACACACACUUACUUCCUGUCUUUGUGUCCAAUAGAAAUGUGAAAAUAAGACAGACUGAAUAAGGACGGUCCAUCCUUAGGCAGCCCUGAACACUAAAGUUCACCUACCUGCCCAAACCUGCCUUUCUCGUACCUCGUUUCACCUUCAUCGUUGAAGUGCCACUGAUGGCAGAGUUAACCUUCUCUUAGUCACUACGCGUUUUUCCCAAUUGAAAACACUUGCCCACAUCCUUUUAUUUAUGACAGAAAAUGUACUACAUAUUCAGUUUGAUGCUCUCUACCUUUUUCAGUCCUAUUAGCAAGUCUGUCCAGAAGAACACUUAGCAUGACGCUGUGUUUGUGUAGGUCCUUCUUCUCUUCCCCUAUCUUCUGCUAGCAUAAAAUGGCUCCUUUCAAAGCCUCUGGCUCUCGCAGACAUAUGAAGAGGCCAACAUAGUAUUAGACACAGCGCCCGUUCCUGAUCAUGCGCUGUCCUGCUGUUUCUUCCUUAAGCGGUGGAAUUUGUAAUUAGCUAUAGUGUGAGCUUUACACCGUUAAUGUUCGGUAACUGAAGCACCAGGAGGCGAUCCCGAUUCAUUGGCUGAAACGGAGCGUUUGGAUCCCGGUUUGGAUCCCAGGCUAUCCUAUUGACACGACACGGACGUGAGCCACUGUGAACUCGCGGGGAAACGAGCCCUGUGGUCAAUCAGCUAGCAGACAAGGGAGACCCAGCAUGUCAACCAGUCUCUAGUGACGCCUUUGUACUGACCGCUGCUUUGCCCUGCAUCCAUGCCAGUUGGCACCCCGCCAGACUGUCUUUCACCCCCCAUGUACAUAGAUGUAAAGUAUACAAACAGAAAAGGCAAGCGAGCAAACAAACAGGAAUAAACACUCAGUGUGUUGAUUUAAUUUUUUUUUUUUGUUGUUGUUGGUUGAUUUGGGCCCAGUGCGCCUCUGGUUACCUCAUUGUCGUCGGCCAUCCAUCAUGUAUGUAGCUUCACGGCCCAACCCGGAAGGACUGGCCAAUCACUUAUUUAAUAUGAAUAUAAUACUAUAAAGCUAUGGAGGACGACCCAUAUCUCUCCUUCAAAGUGUCUGGUCUGGUUCUGUUCAGUCGUCAUUUGAGUCCAGACAUCUUUAUUAUGACUUAUCAGCAUCAAGCAGCGUUACCGUUCCAAUUGUCGUUGUUCUCCUAAUUAUUAUUAUUAUUAUUGUUAUUAUAUUGAGUUUGUGUCAGCUGUACAGUAUCGUGUUGAGAAAAUAUACCUAAUACAGAGUCUUCUACUGUAACGUGUCUUUUCAAUAAAGAAAGAAUAAUGCUUCUUAA